Messenger RNA from Habropoda laboriosa, 4839 nucleotides. RefSeq names its product breast cancer type 1 susceptibility protein homolog. The transcript is spliced from 8 exons. Lineage: Eukaryota; Metazoa; Arthropoda; Insecta; Hymenoptera; Apidae. The coding region runs from base 22 to 4839 and encodes 1605 amino acids. The record is from RefSeq and is a predicted model, not a curated record. Gene Ontology annotation, cellular component: plasma membrane; BRCA1-BARD1 complex; nucleus. Gene Ontology annotation, biological process: negative regulation of fatty acid biosynthetic process; double-strand break repair via homologous recombination; positive regulation of transcription by RNA polymerase II. Gene Ontology annotation, molecular function: zinc ion binding; DNA binding; ubiquitin-protein transferase activity.
AUAACAAAACAACAGAAAACAAUGGAACAAGUGUUGGAAAAACUGUCAGAAGUGGUCCGAGAUAUGCAAACAUGUUUGCAGUGCAAAAUAUGUUUGAGUACUAUCUCGGACCCAACGAAAACACUUUGCGGGCAUGUAUUCUGUCGCACGUGCAUCGAAACAGUAUUACAAAAUAAAAAUGCGCCCUGUCCACUCUGCAAGACAAUCAUACAUCAUCGUAACAUUUCUACGGACGAGCAAAUGAUAGUAUAUAACGAUCGAUUCAACAAGCUAAUCGAAGCGAUUAAAUUGGAUUCAGGCAUCGACAUACUGACUCACUUACCUAAACCACGGGAGAGUUCUUUAUUAAGUAACACGGAACAAUACAAAUUAAAUUUCGAAGAACAGAUAAAACCGAGCUGUUCUUACGUCAACACCAGUUUACCAACAAGACAACCUGCGAGUAAAGCAAAUCGGAACACGCAGAAAAGUAGGAAAAAGGUAUCAAAGGAUCAGAAGGGCAAACAGAAGAACGAGGCGAGCGAGGAAGGCAGUAUAACGAAGUAUCUGUCGAAAUGUGGCUUCUCUGGAGUGGAACCACUGCCUCUUGACGAAUUGAACGAUUUCCAGGAAACAACGGUAUCGAAGGUGCACAGUUGGCUGGAAACUUUGCCAAAAACCGCAACACUUGACAGUCCUAAUAGAAUCGUACCCUUACAAUCCGCGGAGGGCGAUCUUGACGACACCUUGACGGUAUCAGUUUCUCAAAAUGUUAACACCAGGAUGGAAAACUUUGACAUAGAUGCUGCAGUUGUGGCUGAGUCAGUGGACCAAGGCAAUAUUCAAAAUGGUAGACGUUCUUCGAGGAGUUCCAUGCAACAUGAAAAUAAUGAAAAAGAUUCGAACGAUAAGGAGUAUAGAAACUCGUUUGGAGCGAGAAACGAGAAGAAAUACUUAUUAACGGUGGAUUUGAAUAUGGAUAAUCAGAAACCAAGCACGUCUGGGGUGACGAGGGCGAGCAAAGACAAAGAGAGGAGUGAAGAGAGGCGUAGCGAAGACAGAGAGAGGAGUGAAGAGAGGCCUAGCGACGUUCAUAGAACGUCCAGCUGCAACAUGUUGCCUACUAUGAAGCAGAACUGGUCUUCAGUAGUUAAAUUCGGCAAGGAAAUGCGCACGAAGAGGAAGAAAUUGAGGACACUGAACGUGAGCAUCGAGAACAAGAGCAAACCUCGAUCGCUCGAUGAGUCAGCGUCGAACAAGGAUGAAACUGUCGGGUUAAAAUUGACGAAAGAUACGUUUCCUCAGUCGACUCCAGCCAAAGCAACGGGAUUCCAAGAUCUGGCGAAUCUGGCUAACGAAUCGAGUAGUAAUUGCGACAUUUCGUCCUUGACGCCAAUGAAGAGAAUCGAGACGAUAGACGAGUCGUGCUCAGCGUCCAAAUUGCAAGCUUCGCCGUUGAAUUGUAUUAGACUGUCCUUGAAAAGGCGAAGCACCGAUCCCAUAGCAAACGAUUCAUCCUGUUCGAGCGCUGACUCGCGGUUGCAGGCAGUCAGACGCGACUUGAAUCACCAGAUCGAUCAGAGCGAUAAGGAAAAUGCUAAUGCAAGGAAGAGGAGCGCAGUGGAAAUAAUUGAAACGGAGGAGAAUGGUUCUUCGAGAAGUACCCAGCAGGAUGAAAGAGGGGUGAAAGGCGUAGCCGCCAUUUCGAGCGAGUUUACGAGCAGGAGGCAAGAAAACAGGGAACAGAGUGGAUGUCGUGUCGUAAUCAGAAAGCUAGGAAAGCUUUGCAAGCACGGUAAGAAACGCGUGAAAUUCUUAUAUCUAGGCCCAACCAGGCAAAAACUUGAUAAUCCUGCGGACGCAUUGGAGCAGGUGUGCACAUCAAAGAAUGGUUUUGGAAAUGAGAUGUACAUCACUGUGAAUAAUACGCCAACGUUGCAAGAAGAAGAAAAUAAUCCACUGGUGGAAAAAACGAGUAAACAGUCUGUGGUGAAAGAAACAAGUGUAUCAAAAAUUUAUUCCGUUAAAACAGUAUCUAAUAAUAAAUUGGAUGACCACGACCAAAACACCAAGCACAAAAAUCUUAUUGAAGCUGACAAUAAUGAUGCUGGUACAUUUCAAUAUGCAGAUACGCUCAUUGUAUCUUUAGAUGAAGUACAACCGACUCAAUUGCCUAUUGAACGUUCAAUAAAAUCUCCCAAGAAGACAGCGGCCAAUAUAAAGAUGUUAUCGCCAACGAAGGACUCUCAGCUUCAAUUUCUGUCAGUAGAGUCCCCCAGCGUGGACACUCUUCAAACUCAGAUACUGAACCAUCGAUCUAAGACAGCAAAAGACGGCAGCCCAAGGAGGAGCAGUUUCUCUGAAAUCAAAGGAGUCCAUUCCAGAGCUCUUAUACGCGCGUCACAACAAGCUUCCACCAGUUCGACUUCGCCUGGUACGCCUCAUCGAAAGAGGAAAAGAUGUGACAACCGUGAGAAGUUGUCAGACAGGAUGAAGAGAAAGUCUGAAGAAAAGAAAGAGGAAAGCGAGGACUCCAAUCACAGCUUAUCGUCACAGACCACGCGUCUCAGAAACUUGAACAAAGAGGUUCUCGUCGUCAAGAAGACCAACGAAAUGAUCCAGUCGUCCAAUCCCAGCACCAAAGACAUCGAGGCAAUGUCUCUGAGCUCUGACACGGAUGUCAUAGCCAGUGGAUGGAAAAAACUGCACAGAAGGCCGUUGUUUGAUAGCUCAGACGAUUCUCCUGACAUUGUUUGCGUAAACAAUGUUAACGAUCAGAAGUUUGUGUCUCCUAGCUCGAAGCGGAAACGAGCUAUAUCCUCUGAUUCUGACGGGGAAGUGAAUCUGACCGAGAUCUUGAGCGACUGGUACGCUGAUACAAGGCGGAGUGAGAAAUGUAAGAAGAAGGGCAAGGUGGAAGAGGCUUGUGAGAUAUCUAACUCGAACAACGUGGCUAAAGAUAACGUCUCAUCGAAACCUUCUUCGUCUGAUUGCAACAAACUAAUUAACAAACUGCCUACCAGUUCUCAAAACAUACCUCGGUCCAAGCUGCUUUAUAUAUCUAGUUCUGUGAAAUCUAUUUUCGCUGGGAAUACCUGGAGGCAGACUGUAGAGGAAAAUGCGUUGUUUGAUGAGGACUCGCCUGAUUUUGGAGAGACUAUAGACAAGAUCAAGGAUGUAAGGAAUAAGGUGAUAGGUGAAUCUGGUAGAAGAGAGGGGGCUGUUAUAGAUGAGUGCUUGUUGCACAGUAACUUCGACGACAUCAUGGCUAACGUAGACACAGAUGCGUUUGUCGUUGAGUAUUUUGGUGAUAAAAUGAAUAAACGGGAAUAUGUCGAGUGCUUGAAGCAAGAUUCUAGUGAUAGCAAUUCGAAACAGGAAAAAGCGACUGUUGUCAGUGUUCACAGGUUGAAUAAGAACGUUUCACACACUCAUGGUUCGAAUAGUUCUGAUAAGGAGAACAAACAUAAAAAUCCUAUGGUGUUAAAUGACAGCAUUGAUGAAAAUGAAAGGACUUUGGUUCCUUGUGUCAAUGUGGCGAACAAGAGUAUGAGGAAAGAUAAAUUGCAGCAGACAACUGGAAUGUCUGUGGUAACUGGUUCGUCUAACGAUGAGUUACUAACAAAAAAAAGUGUAGUUCAUAUGAAAGAUUCGUAUGAUCAGGAUUCUUUGAUGAAUAUCACGCAGCAUUAUUUGAUGAUGAAACAGUUUGAGGAGGAUUUACUUGGAAAGUCUAAGAAUUCAAAUACUUCAAUAAAGAAGCAUCCAGAGAAAAUGGAACUACAGACCCCGCUGAUGAUGAAGCAGUAUACGGAAAAGGACAUCGAACACUCAGGUGAAGAAGACGACAUUGUCGAGAACACUCCUGACACAAAGACGAAAAACAACAUCCAAGCGUUCAGUUCGCCAAAAGAGAGUUCGAUCGCGUCACCGAUCACGAAAAUCAGUGAGAUGCAGUGCCCUAUCAAAACAACUCCAGCGUGCAAGAAAAGCAUACAUCCUCUCUAUCAGAGCACCCCUAAAGUACAACAGUCUACCUCUAAGGACAAUUACAGCACCGCGAAGCUAGUUUCAAACUUGAACGAAUCCACGUUCAGCAGACAGUCGGAGAGCACAGUGCCGAGUAACGUUCAAAGCGUUUCGAAUGUCAACAAACAGAGGCUCUGUUUCGUGUGCAGCGGUUUGGUACCAUCACAAAUCGAACACGUGAAAAGACUGGCGCAAACGGUGAACGCUAGGUACAUGACGCAGUUCAAUCAAGAUGUUACACACGUGAUUGUGAAAACGGACCAAGAGAACAACGGAGCGAACAAAACGUUGAAGUACCUGCAGGGUAUCGCCUAUGGGAAGUGGAUAGUGAGCUAUCAGUGGGUGAUGGACACGCUAAAGGAGCGGAGAUUGAUAAGCGAGGAACCGUAUGAAGCGGUGGACAGCAGAACGCUCGAGGCUGGUCCUCGGAAGUCACGACUCAAGGAGAAGGACUUGUUCCAGGGGUUCGCGUUUCUGUGCAUUGGACCGUACGAUGAUGUUUCUGUUGAACAGUAUCAGGACUUGCUGCGCGCUACCGGCGGCAUUGUGGUCGACUCGUUAGACGCUUUGGCCGCUGAAAAGAAAAGGUGGAGGGUCAUCGUGAUCCAAGCUGACAUUUACGACUACGAGGUUAUUAAGUGGUAUAAAAAGACUGAAGCCGUACCAAUCGUCCACGACUGGAUAGUCGAGUGUAUCAGUAGGUAUAGACUGAUAUCGUUCUAUCCGUACCUGCAGGAGCUAUCGCGGCAAAACGUUCUAGACCUCGGUUAUCCAGAAUUUCUCGUCGAAGAAGAACCUGACGGGGACUCUGACACCACGGCGGACGCGUGA